This is a messenger RNA of Manduca sexta (tobacco hornworm), 708 nucleotides long. RefSeq names its product pro-resilin-like. Gene Ontology annotation, cellular component: extracellular matrix. Lineage: Eukaryota; Metazoa; Arthropoda; Insecta; Lepidoptera; Sphingidae. The transcript is spliced from 5 exons. The record is from RefSeq and is a predicted model, not a curated record. The annotation marks the transcript as partial.
GACGCUCAAUUCGUGUUAUUUGAGAGUAUUCGAGGAAAUAAAUCAAACUUCGUAAAUAUGAAGAUGUUCAUACCACUUCUCUGUCUCCUGUCAUUUACCAUCGCAGAACCUCCUGUUGGGGACAGCUACGCAUCAGCAAGAUCGAGCCAUGACUACGACAACCAUGACUUCCAAAGAUCUCCUUCCCAGCAGUACGGGACUCCCUCCCAAAUUCUUGCGUCUCGGAACUCCUUCAACGAAUAUGGGCCUCCAAAAUCCAAAUCUUCGACUACUCUUUCUUCUACUUAUGGUCUUCCGACAACCCGAAUCUCUGAAGAUUAUGCAGUGCCAAGCGCCAGGAAUUUCCCGAAAUUUUCUCAGGAUUACGGAGUCCCAGACACCCGAAGUCUUUCUCAAGAAUACGGAAUCCCAGAAACCCGAAACAUAGCUUUAGAAUAUGGUGUUCCAUCCAGAAAAUCACAAAAUUAUGGCACGUCAAAAUCCCAGAACGCGUUAUCAAGAGGAUAUGCUACGAAAUCCCGAAACGCUGUCUCACAAGAAUAUGGUGUCCCAAAAGUGCGAAGCCAAUCCCAAGAGCCGGCCAACUACGACUUCAACUACAAAGUGAAUGACUACAUCACGGGAAGCGAUUUUGGGCACAGCGAGACACGCCAAGACAACAGAGCUGAAGGGACCUAUUUUGUAGUCUUACCCGAUGGUACUAAACAG